CGGAACUCUCGCGGAAAGCCUACUGCAGUAGUACGGCUCGGGUUUUUCAGUUCCUUUUUUUCUCCUCUCUGUUCACGUGCAGUCAUCAGCCCAUAGAGACAUGGCCACUACCAGCACAGGCCCCUUGCACCCGUAUUGGCCUAGGCACCUGCGGCUGGAUCACUUUGUGCCAAACGACCUUUCUGCCUGGUAUAUUGUGACUGUCCUGUUCACUGUCUUUGGGGCACUAGUCGUGACCAUGUGGCUGUUGUCCAGUCGUGCUUCAGUUGUCCCACUGGGGACAUGGCGGCGACUGUCUGUAUGCUGGUUUGCAGUGUGUGCAUUCGUCCACCUGGUGAUUGAGGGCUGGUUCGUUCUCUACCAGAAGGCCAUUCUUGGAGACCAAGCCUUCUUAUCCCAACUCUGGAAAGAGUACGCUAAGGGAGACAGCCGGUAUAUCAUUGAAGACAACUUCAUCAUCUGUAUGGAGAGCAUCACGGUUGUCCUGUGGGGACCACUGAGCCUGUGGGCAGUGAUAGCCUUUCUCCGCCAACAUCCCUCCCGCUAUGUCCUUCAGUUUGUGAUCUCUUUGGGCCAGAUCUAUGGGGAUUUACUCUACUUCCUGACAGAGUACCGAGAUGGAUUCCAGCAUGGGGAGAUGGGUCACCCCAUCUAUUUCUGGUUUUAUUUUUUCUUCAUGAAUGUACUAUGGCUGGUGAUACCCGGAGUCCUCUUUUUUGAUUCCGUGAAGCAGUUCUAUGGGGCCCAGAAUGCAUUGGACACCAAGGUGAUGAAAAGCAAGGGCAAAUAGAACUAAUGAAGGGUGGACUGGACCAGAAUUGCAGCUGAGAGGUGCUCCCAUCGCCAGGAAAAUCUUGUCCUGCUCCACCAAGUGGAGAGGCACUCGGGCUGAUGGUGGGCAUGAAAAUGGCCUGAGACAGGAAAAAAAGUGCUACUGCUAAGAGCCACUGAGAAAAAAAUACAAGAGAAGCCAGGUCUGUGCUGGUGGCAAUUGUUAAAAUCAG
Messenger RNA from Cavia porcellus (domestic guinea pig), 1004 nucleotides. RefSeq names its product EBP cholestenol delta-isomerase (gene Ebp). Gene Ontology annotation, molecular function: steroid Delta-isomerase activity; C-8 sterol isomerase activity; cholestenol delta-isomerase activity. Gene Ontology annotation, cellular component: membrane; endoplasmic reticulum. Gene Ontology annotation, biological process: cholesterol biosynthetic process. Lineage: Eukaryota; Metazoa; Chordata; Mammalia; Rodentia; Caviidae. The record is from RefSeq and is marked provisional.